Mesorhabditis spiculigera is the source of this 1779-nucleotide messenger RNA. The record is from the annotation of a GenBank genome assembly. Lineage: Eukaryota; Metazoa; Nematoda; Chromadorea; Rhabditida; Rhabditidae.
AUGUCGCUCGUCGAUCUCCGUGUUCGAGCCCGUCAAGCGAGCAGACCUCGCGAACCGCAGGUGACGGCCUCGUCUCCCCGGUCAGCACGUCACUUUCUACGUCCGCACCAUCGCAUCGAUCCCUUUGCGCUCACCAAGUACCGCAAGCACGUACUCGGUCAGAUCAGCGAGGUCAGCUUCGGCACGAACUCCUUGCUGUCCGGCGGCGGCACCAUCGGGAUCGUCUUCGCGAUGUCGCUCGCCGCAGCAAUGAUGUUGGGCGUCGAGACUCACCGGGGCCUCGAACUCGUCGGGAUGACCUCGCUCUCGGGCAUGCUGUCUGCGGUCGCGAACACCCGUGAGCUUGCCCCUGUUGUCGUCGCUAUCGCAUCGGGGCUAUGCGCAUCUCGGACGACCGACGCCCUCGACUCGAUGGCGGUGAAUCCAUCCUUCCUCGCGGGUACGCGGGUGAUCGCUGCCAUGAUCUGCGUCAUCCCGAUCUACAUGAUCGGGCUGCUCGCCAGUUACCUGUCGACCCGACUGGUCGUCGUGUUCUUCAACGGUGCAUCGGCAGGUACUUACGACUACUUCUUCCAUCUGGCGAUCUCGCCGCAGGAUCUCCUGUACUCGGGCCUCAAGGCCGUGGUGUUCGCCGCUGUUGUCGCGCUGGUUCACUGCGCGUACGGCUACUAUGCCUCCGGUGGUCCGGCCGGCGUCGGGCAGGCUGCCGGGCGCGCGCUCCGUACUGCGAUCCUCGCGAUCGGAAUCCUCGACGUACUGAUGACUUUCGCGCUGUGGGGCCUCGUGCCCGGAUCCCGGGAAUGGGGUCUGAGCCGUGGACAGACUCACUACACACCAAAGAUCGUGUACGCCCUUCGCGGCGCGAUCGCCGUAGUGGUAGCCGUCGCCGCCGCUGUGACAAUGGUUCUACGCGGUUCGGGAAACCUCGAGCAGAGCACCGACAUCUUCGUCGCUGUUCCAGCCACAGCCGGUCUCAUCAGCGGUGAAGCUCCGAGUUCGACCGAUGACGCGUCGAAGAUUCCCGCCGACGUGGUGGCCCGCGUCGUUCCGCGAACGCUCUUCGGCGACAUCUACAUGCAGCUCGUGGACAGUCCGAAUGAGCAGGGCCAGACGACUCUGUCGGACGGAGACGAGAUCCACAUGGACGACGGUCCCGGAAGCCGUUGCGCUCUACGACGUGUACACCAAGUUGUGGGCGUCCUCACGGCGAUGCAGCCCGAGAAGUUGCAGACAGCCCUGACUGCGCUGGGCCAGGCACUCGACGGAAACGGAGCCGAGAUCGGUACCACGAUAGACAAUCUCAGUGCCGCGUCCGGCGUACUGACACCCGCCGCACACCAAUUCCUCGAAUCGACACCCGAAUUCAAGUCGGUCGUCGACGCGUUGGACCGCGCGACCCCGACAUUCUCGAUACCUUGGCAGCCGCCACAACCGUCUCGAACAACAUGGUCGCCAACAGAGCGAAUCUCGGAGUCCUCGAUCGGCGCGGCCGCAGUCUUCGCCGCUACCGUCGACGAUUUUGUCGUGGAGAACAACCGAAACAUCAUCACUGUGAUCGAUUCCGCCGGAAAGAUACUCGCAACCACCGCGGCCAAUCCCGGAGGACUGCGUUCCACCCUCGCCAAUGCCAGUACGUUCGGCGCCGCGGGCGCGCGGGUCUUCGCCACCGGUAAGUUCGACAUCACAGCAGUUGCCACGUUCGCCGAACCGCUCCCAUACACGGGCGAUGAUUGCCCGCAGUACGGGGACUCGCGCGGCGCGCAGUGUUCAGGCUCAACC